AUGGGUCCCGCCGCCUUCCUGGGGCUCUGCCUGCUGGGAUGCCUGGUGCUGCCCCCCUCCCUGCCGGGGGCUCAGGCCACCAGAUGUCCCCGGGGCUGGCUGUCCUUCGAGGGACACUGCUACGGCUACUUUGGGCAGCAGCUGAGCUGGAGGAGGGCUGAGGCGUGGUGCCAGGCCACCCGCGGGGGCCACCUGGCAUCGCUGCACAGCCCCGAGGAGCACCGGGCGCUCGCCGCCUUCAUCGCCCGGCGGCCGCGGCGGGGAGACGACGAUGAGGAGGGGGAGAAGGAGAGAGAGAGGGAGAGGGAGGAGAGCGUCUGGAUCGGCCUGCACCGGCGGCGCCAGGGCUGGCUCUGGGCUGACGGGUCCCCGCGGCACUACUGGGCCUGGGAGGGGGACGAUGGCCCCAAGGGACAUCCCUGCAUCGCCCUGGAGGACUCGGCAGGGUUCAUGGCCUGGGAGGGCGAGGCCUGCGGGGAUCGCAAACCCUUCGUCUGCAAAUACCCGGCCUAG
Messenger RNA from Sturnus vulgaris (Common starling), 513 nucleotides. Its product is annotated as rheacalcin-1-like. NCBI's taxonomy places the organism in Eukaryota, Metazoa, Chordata, Aves, Passeriformes, Sturnidae. The record is from RefSeq and is a predicted model, not a curated record.